AUGCCUGAUGUGCAUUUACUGAUAGCCCACGCUCAAUCUGCAGAUAAUAAUGUUAGAGAAAAUGCUGAAUCUGAGCUACUGCAAAAAUGUGAUGAGAAUGCUUCUGUUGUAUUUAACUCACUAAUUGAAUUAGCAAAUAAUAUAAAUGAGCCAUUAUCGUCUAGACAAUUUUGUAUUUUAUCUUUAAAAAAGUUAAUAACGAUGUACUGGAGCCCUGGGUUUGAUUCUUAUAGAGGUACAUCUAACGUACAAGAAGAGACUAAGGAAUUUUUACGUGAUUCUUUGCUGAAACUAUGCCUUAACACAGAACAAGAUUCUAAAAUUAAGAGCAGUUCAUCUUAUUGUAUUGUACAAAUAUCUGCUAUUGAUUUCCCGGAUUUAUGGCCAAACUUAUUGGUGGUUAUUUACAAUGCUAUUUUAAAAGACCACUCCAUCGAAGCAAUGUCUCUACUGAAUGAAAUUUAUGACGAUGUCAUAUCAGAAGAAAUGUUCUUUGAAGGUGGUGUAGGUGAAGAAACUAUUAAAACCAUCUUUGCUAUUUUCACAUCUCCAGAAACAAAUAUUAAAGCAAAGGUAGCUGCUUCCAAAUUAUUGCAUUCAACUGUAUUACAAAUGUCAAUCUUGGAUAAUAGCAUGUCUUUUAAGAGGAAGGACUUUGUUUCUCAGUGUAUUACCAAAUUACUGGAUAUUUUGCUGACUAUUUUGCCACAUUUAGACGUAAACCAAUCCGAGGAUGCACUACAACUAAAAACUAACUUUUAUGAAGAACUAACAACCAUUAAAACCGAAUUUCCUAAGAAACUUUUUCAUAACUCUUUGGUAACCAAUUUUAAAGCAAUAUCAUUGAAAGAUUUGGAAAUUAUAGGAUCUUCGUAUUUACAAUUUAUAGAUAGCGAUGCCUCUGGAUCACAAUUGCAACUGAUUAAUGAAUAUGGUGUCCAUUUAAUAGACUUCAUAUCCUCUUUGUCAGUCCAAGGCUUUGACAAGGUAGAUUUGACUAGAAUAGUCUCAUCUUUGGUUAUGCUAUGUUGCUUGGAUAAUAACACUUAUGAAUCAUGGGAGAGUGAUUUCAAUACUUUUAUUUCAAAGGAAGCUGGAUUACUGGCAAAUUAUACAAUUAGGGAUCAAACUAUGCAAUUUUUUUCUGAUCUUGAAAAGCCAACAUAUUCAAUUGCAUAUGGAAUAAUUUUAGAGGAACUUAAUAAAAGCAUGGAGAAUUACAAUAAUUGGAAAUUGCAGGAAUCAUUAUUAUAUACACUCCAAAGCAUUAUUUCAAGCGAAGAAGAAUUUAAUUCUGAGUUAUUAGGUUAUACUGAAAAUGUUCUAAAUUCGUUAGGCAAACUAUUGAUGGAUCCAAGUAGCAAUAUCAUGGUGAAAUCUAGAUGUUUAUUACUAUGCCCAAAAUAUCUUGAAAAAUUCAUGGAAUCAUAUACUGCUGUGAAACCUAUGACUAAAGAACUUCUAUCUACGUCCUUGAAUCUCUCACUAAACACUUCUAGUGAGAUUCUCAAGAGUUCGAUGUUAAUUGCUUUUUCCUACUACGCUAGUUAUGCUGAUCUGUCAUCCGUUUUAGGGUCUGCGGAUUGUAUAUCAAUUCAACAAGGACUCUUAAAAAUUAUAAAAGAUAUUGCUAAUGAUGCUGAAGAGGAUACAUAUGCUAUUUGUGUAGAAACAAUUAGUAAUGUUAUAGAUAAUAACUCUUCUGGAACUGGUUCUGAUGAAGUCAGAGAUAAUGAAUUUAAUAUACUGUUAGAAAUAUCAUUUAAAGAUCCUGGGAAUAUCCAACUUUCUGUAGAAUCGCAGGAAUGUUUAGAAAAAUUAUUAGAUGGAAUGGAUAUUAGCUUAUAUAUAUAUUACGCUGAAAAAGUUAUUCCCUUAUUAAUAAAAAUAAUUGCAGACCAUGCUUCAACAAAUUAUGAUUACUCUCCAUUGUUAUCACUAACCUUAGAUUUUUUGAUGACAUUUAUGAAAAAAAAACCUGUUGAUUCAACUCUUCCUGUAGAAAUAUCCAAAUUAGUAUUUAAUCCGGUAUGUGAAGUGUUAUUAUCAUCCAAUGAAGAGGAGACUAUCCAGCUGGCUACUGAGGCCUUCAGCUUUCUGGUAUUUAACUCUGAUGUGUCAUUAAUGCAAACUGUUUUGGAGAAUAUUGUCAAUGUUUUAAGUAAGUUGUUAUCGCUAAAUAUUUCUGAUACGGCAGCAAUGAAUGUGGGUACCUUAAUCAUUACAAUUUUCAGCAAAUUUAGCCAACAGAUUCAAGAGUUAUUACCAGCUAUUUUACAAGCUACAACCCAAAAGUUUGUCAAUGCUAAAAAUAUUAUCACCUCUCAAAAUCUAUUAAUGGUUUUCUGUUUUCUAAUAUGCUCAGAUCCACAACAAACAGUCGAUUUUCUAUAUAAUUUGUCUCUAGAAGAUCAACAAGAAGAAAAUACACUAACUCUUGUUCUCAAAAAAUGGUUAGAGUUAUUUGACAUCAUAAGAGGUGAAAAACGUAUAAAGGAGAACAUAAUUGCAUUAAGUAAAAUCUAUCUUUUAUUGGAUAAGCGUAUUGAAUUAGUUAUUGUCAAUGGCGAUAUUAUUCCUUAUAGUGGAGAUAAAAUUAUAACAAGAUCAAUGGCAAAAAGCAUUCCAGAUCAAUUCACUCAAAUGCCUAUUUAUGAAAAGAUCGUGAAAUUGUUUUUAGGUGAACUUGCAUCUCAAUCCAAAAAUAUAUCUGAUGCAAACUUACAUAGCAUUGAUAUUCAGAAGCUUGCACGUGCUGAAGAAAACCAAGUAGAACAAAAACUAGACUCUAGUGAAGAUGAUGAUUGGGAGGAUGUCGAAGAUGUUUUGGACUAUGAGAAACUACAAGAAUACGUCGAUGACGACGAUGAUGAAUUGGCUAACUACACAUCCGACGAAGAUAAUGACACACCUACCGGUCAAAUCAUAGGUGAUAUCAAUCAAUCAGUGUCUGAGCUGAUUAUUAACUUCUUCAAAGAAGUUACAUCGAAAAACAUAAACUCUUUCCAGGAUAUUUAUAGCUCUCUUUCUGAAGAUGAAAAAAAGUUACUAGCUAAUGCACUUGUAUAA
This is a messenger RNA of Tetrapisispora phaffii CBS 4417, 3069 nucleotides long. RefSeq names its product karyopherin KAP114 (gene KAP114). Gene Ontology annotation, biological process: protein import into nucleus. Gene Ontology annotation, molecular function: small GTPase binding. The record is from RefSeq and is a predicted model, not a curated record. The transcript has a single exon. Bases 1 to 3069 code for a protein of 1022 amino acids. Gene Ontology annotation, cellular component: cytosol; nuclear envelope. Lineage: Eukaryota; Fungi; Ascomycota; Saccharomycetes; Saccharomycetales; Saccharomycetaceae.